Messenger RNA from Anguilla anguilla (European eel), 11035 nucleotides. RefSeq names its product spectrin beta chain, non-erythrocytic 1-like. Bases 683 to 7927 code for a protein of 2414 amino acids. The transcript has 41 exons. Lineage: Eukaryota; Metazoa; Chordata; Actinopteri; Anguilliformes; Anguillidae. The record is from RefSeq and is a predicted model, not a curated record. Gene Ontology annotation, biological process: actin cytoskeleton organization. Gene Ontology annotation, molecular function: actin filament binding; structural constituent of cytoskeleton; phospholipid binding. Gene Ontology annotation, cellular component: cell junction; cortical actin cytoskeleton; cell projection.
CUGAAGCAGCAAGUAGCACAUCAAGAGAAAGACCCGAGCAUGACAUGACACCCGCAGUAGGCUACCAGCAGUAGCUCGUUUACUAGAGCAGUGCACGUUGACGCGCAUCUCAGACGGAUUUUUUUGUCAUUCAUUCUUCGUCCAGUUGAACGGGAGAGAGGGACGAACCGCGAAAGAGAGCACCUGGAGCAGGGAUGCAAUAAACCGCUAGCUACAGCUACUGACGUACAACGGACCUCAUUCAGUGCGCGUUGAGGCACCUAGCUAACAAGUCGCUUUAUUUUCGCAGGAAUUCACCGAACUAGCUAGCUCCAUCUAACUAGAUAACGAAUGUUAGCUAGAUAUCUAGCUAGCCACACCGUUUCGUAACAUGCAGUGCUGCACUAGUCGCGUCAAAAAGAGACACGAGGAUACGGAUUUAGCAUAAAGGCAUCUUUGAGUCAGUUUUUGUUUACGUGUCGAUGCAUUUUAUUUUUUAUAUAGAAGAAUUACAGAAAAAUAUUGCGAGAGACGUUUAUAAAAUAUUUUGGGUCUCUACCAGCAGCGCUAGCUUGUGAGCUAGCAGGAUAACUACAGAAGACCCGAUACUCCUGCAAGAACGAAGGGUCGGUAGCGCUCUAGGCAGCUAGCACUAACUAGCUAACCAAAAAGGUUGGAUGGUUGGCCCCUUGCCCCCGUCAGCAUGAGCGCCAUCUCCCCCACCGACUUCGACAGCCUGGAGAUCCAGCAGCAGUACAACGACAUCAACAACCGCUGGGACCUGGCGGCCGAGACGGACUGGGACAACGAAAACAGCUCCGCCCGCCUCUUCGAGCGCUCCCGCAUCAAGGCCCUCGCCGACCAGGACAUGGAGCUGGACAGGACCGGCGAGCCCUGCCUCUCCCCGGCCGCCUUCAUCAACCAGGCGCAGUACUCCAACAUCCUGGAGGGGCGCUUCAAACAGCUGCAGGAUGAGCGCGAGGCGGUGCAGAAGAAGACCUUCACCAAGUGGGUGAACUCGCACCUGGCGCGGGUGACCUGUCGCAUCGGGGACCUGUACGGCGACCUGCGCGAUGGACGCAUGCUCAUCCGCCUGCUGGAGGUGCUGUCCGGGGAGCAGCUGCCGAGGCCCACCAAGGGGCGCAUGCGCAUCCACUGCCUGGAGAACGUGGACAAGGCCCUGCAGUUCCUCAAGGAGCAGAAAGUCCACCUGGAGAACAUGGGCUCCCACGACAUCGUCGACGGCAACCACCGCCUCACCCUGGGCCUCAUCUGGACCAUCAUCCUGCGCUUCCAGAUCCAGGACAUCAGCGUGGAGACGGAGGACAACAAGGAGAAGAAGUCGGCCAAAGAUGCUCUGCUCCUGUGGUGCCAGAUGAAGACCGCUGGGUACCCCAACGUGAACGUCCACAACUUCACCACCAGCUGGCGAGAUGGCCUGGCGUUCAACGCCAUCGUCCACAAGCACAGGCCCGACGUGAUCGACUUUGACACCCUGAAGAAGUCCAAUGCCCACUACAACCUGCAGAACGCCUUCAACGUGGCUGAGAAGGAGCUGGGCCUCACCAAGCUGCUGGACCCGGAAGAUGUCAAUGUCGACCAGCCGGAUGAAAAGUCCAUCAUCACCUACGUGGCCACCUACUACCACUACUUCUCCAAGAUGAAGGCCCUGGCUGUGGAGGGCAAGAGGAUUGGCAAGGUGCUGGACUACGCCAUCGAGGCGGACCAGCUGAUUGAGAAGUACGAGACCCUGGCGUCGGAGCUGCUGCAGUGGAUCGAGCAGACCAUCGGCACCCUGAACGACCGGCAGCUGGCCAACUCCCUGAGCGGCGUGCAGAACCAGCUGCAGGCCUUCAACACCUACCGCACCGUGGAGAAGCCGCCCAAGUUCACUGAGAAGGGCAACCUGGAGGUCCUGCUCUUCACCAUCCAGAGCAAAAUGAGAGCCAACAACCAGAAGGUGUACAUGCCCAGAGAGGGCAAACUCAUCUCCGACAUCAACAAGGCCUGGGAGCGCCUGGAGAAGGCGGAGCACGAGCGGGAGCUGGCCCUGCGCAACGAGCUGAUUCGCCAGGAGAAGCUGGAGAUGCUGGCGGCUCGCUUCGACCGCAAGGCCGCCAUGAGGGAGACGUGGCUGAGCGAGAACCAGCGGCUGGUCUCUCAGGACAACUUCGGCCUGGACCUGGGGGCGGUGGAGGCGGCGACGCGGAAGCACGAGGCCAUCGAGACGGACAUCGGGGCGUACGGGGAGCGCGUGGCGGCCGUGGAGGCGGUGGCGCGCGAGCUGGAGGCGGAGCGCUACCACGAUGUGCGCCGGGUCCUGGUGCGCCGCGACAACGUGCUCCGCCUCUGGGAGUACCUGAAGGAGCUGCUCGCCUCCCGCAGGGAGAGGCUGGCCGCCCACAGGGACCUGCAGCGCCUCCUGCAGGAGAUGACCUACAUCAUGGACUGGAUGGGAGACAUGAAGGGGCGUCUGCAGUCCCAGGACAGCGGGAAGCACCUGUACCACGUGGAGGACCUGCUGCAGACGCACACGCUGGUGGAGGCCGACAUCUCCGCCCAGGCCGACCGGGUCCGGGCCGUGCAGUCCUCCGCGCAGCGCUUCACUGACCCGGAGCAGACCUACAUGCCCUGUGAGCCGGGCCUGGUGAGCGAGAAGGUGUCCCAGCUGGGGCAGUCCUACGAGGAGCUGGGCCAGCUGGCGGUGCAGCGGCGGGCGCGGCUGGAGGACUCGCGCCGCCUCUGGCACCUCCUGUGGGAGCUGGGCGAGGAGGCGGCCUGGAUCCGCGAGCAGGAGCAGAUCCUGGCGAGCGACGAGCGCGGGCGCGACCUCACCUCCGCCCUGCACCUGCUCAGCAAGCACGAGGCCUUCCGCGAGGAGAUGGCCGCCCGCUACACGCCGCUCAGCAACAGCAUCGCCAUCGGCGAGGCCCUGGUGCAGGAGGGGCACUUCGGCGCCCCCGAGAUCACCAAGAGGGUGGCGGACGUCCGGGCGCAGUGGGCACAUCUGGAGGAGACAUCUCAGCUGAGGGAGCAGCGGCUGAGGGAGGCCGUCGCCCUCCACCAGUUCCAGACGGACGCCAACGACAUGGAGGCCUGGAUCAUGGAGGCGCUGCAGAGGGUGUCGAGCACGGAGGUGGGGCACGACGAGUUCUCCACCCAGACCCUGGUCCGCAAGCAGCGCGAGGUGGAGGAGGAGAUCCAGAGCCACCGCUCCCUCAUCGACUCCCUGCACGAGCAGGCCCAGGCCCUGCCCCCCGACUACGUCCAGUCCCCGGAGGUGGAGGGGCGUCUCCCCGCCAUCGAGCAGCGCUACGAGGAGCUGGUGUCCCUGUCGGCGGCCCGGCGCCAGUCCCUGGAGGGGGCGCUGGCUCUGUACCACAUGUUCAGCGAGGCUGACGCCUGCCAGCUGUGGGUGGAGGAGAAGGAGCAGUGGCUGGACACCAUGGAGAUCCCCAGCAAGCUGGAGGACCUGGAGGUGGUGCAGCAGAGGUUUGAGACGCUGGAAACAGAGAUGAAUAACCUGGCCACUCGCAUCGCUGACGUGAACCAGGUGGCCGAACAGCUGCUCAGCACUGACCACCGCAGCAAAGACCAGAUCCACCAGACCCAGGAUCAGCUCAACGCCCGGUGGAAGGAGUUCCAGGAUUUGGCCAAUAAGAGGAAGCACGCCCUGGAGUCGGCGCUCAAUUUCCAGAACUACCGCCUGGAGUGCAACGAGAUCCAGACGUGGAUGAAGGAGAAGACCAAGGUGAUCGAGUCCACCCAGAGCCUGGGCAACGACCUGGCCGGGGUCACGGCCCUGCAGCGCAAGCUAACCGGCAUGGAGCGCGACCUGGAGGCCAUUCAGGGCAAGCUGGACGACUUGCGUCAGGAGGCAGAGAAGUUGACCAAGGAGCACCCGGACCAGGCGGACGAGAUCCAGGCCCGGCUGGCGGAGAUCCAGGAGGUGUGGGAGGAGCUGACGGCCACCAUGAAGCGGCGGGAGGACAGCCUGGGCGAGGCCCGCAAGCUGCAGGGCUUCCUGCGGGACCUGGACGGCUUCCAGUCCUGGCUGUCGCGCACCACCACGGCCGUGGCCUCCGAGGACACGCCCACCUCGCUGGAGGAGGCCGAGAAGCUGCUCAGGCAGCACGAGGCCAUCAAGACCGAGGUGGACAACUACAAGGAGGACUACGAGAAGAUGCGGGCGGUGGGCGAGGAGGUGACCCAGGGCCAGACGGACGCCCAGCACAUGUUCCUGGCGCAGAGGCUGCAGGCGCUGGACACGGGCUGGCACGAGCUGCGCCGCAUGUGGGAGAACCGCCACAGCCUGCUGGCCCAGGCCUGCAACUUCCAGACCUUCCUGCGCGACGCCAAGCAGGCCGAGGGCUUCCUCAACAGCCAGGAGUACAUCCUGUCCCACACAGAGAUGCCCUCCAGCCUGCAGGGCGCUGAGGCCGCCAUCAAGAAGCACGACGACUUCCUCACCACCAUGGAGGCCAACGAGGACAAGAUCGUGGGUGUGGUGGAGACGGGGCGCCGCCUGGUGGACGACAACAACACCAACGCCGACAAGAUCCAGGAGAAGACCGACUCCAUCCAGGAGAGACACCAGAAGAACAAAGAGGCCGCCCGCGAACUCCUGGCGAAGCUGAAAGACAACCGCGAGCUCCAGAGCUUCUUACAGGACGGACAGGAGUUGAGCCUGUGGAUCGACGAGAAGAUGCUGACGGCCCAGGACAUGUCGUACGACGAGGCCAGGAACCUCCACAGCAAGUGGCAGAAGCACCAGGCCUUCAUGGCUGAGCUGGCCUCCAACAAGGACUGGCUGGACAAGAUUCACACGGAGGGCGAGGCGCUGGUCAGGGAGAAGCCGGAGCUGGAGCCCGUGGUGACGCAGACGCUGGAGGGCCUGAAGAAGCGGUGGGAGGAGCUGGAGGCCACCACCCAGACCAAGGCGCAGUGCCUGUUCGACGCCAACAGGGCGGAGCUGUUCACCCAGAGCUGCUCGGCUCUGGACACCUGGGUCAACAACCUGUCCUCCCAGCUGCAGAGCGACGACUACGGCAAGGACCUGACCAGCGUCAACAUCCUGCUCAAGAAGCACCAGAUGCUGGAGCACCAGAUGGAGGUGCGUGAGAAGGAGGUGCAGGCGCUCCAGUCCCAGGCGCUGGCCCUCUCGCAGGAGGACACAGGGCUGGAGGAGGUGGACAGCCAGCAGAAGAAGAUGGCCGACAGCUUCUCCCACCUCCUGGAGCCCCUCCGGCAGAGGCGGCAGUUCCUGCUCGCCUCCAAGGAGGCGCACCAGUUCAACCGCGACCUGGAGGACGAGAUCCUGUGGGUGAAGGAGAGGAUGCCGCUGGCCUCCUCCUCCGAUCACGGCAAGGACCUGCCCAGCGUUCAGCUGCUCAUCAAGAAGAACCAGACCCUGCAGAAGGAGAUCCAGGGCCACCAGCCCCGCAUCGACGACAUCCUGGCCCACGGGCGCUCCAUGGCCCCGGAGCAGACGGGCCGGGAGCAGGAGGCGGGCCCGGAGGCGGAGCCGGGGGCGGAGCCGGGGCAGCAGGGCCGGCUGGCCGAGCUGCGGGAGUCCUGGGCCCGGCUCAUCGACGAGACAGACAAGCGGCAUGCCCGCCUGGUGGACGCCAACCGCGCGCAGCAGUUCUACGCCGAUGUGGCCGAGGCCGAGGCCUGGAUGGGCGAGCAGGAGCUGCACAUGAUGUCGGAGGAGAAGGCCAAGGAUGAGCAGAGCGCCUUGGCGAUGGUGAAGAAGCACCAGAUUGUGGAGCAGGCCCUGGAGGACUACGCCCAGACCAUCCACCAGCUGGCCAACAGCAGCCGGCUCAUGGUGACGGGCGAGCACCCGGAGAGUGAGCGGAUCACUCUACGGCAAGCCCAGGUGGACAAGCUGUACGCGGGGCUGAAGGACCUGGCGGAGGAGCGGCGGGGCCGUCUGCAGGAGAGGCUGCGCCUCACGCAGCUCAAGAGGGAGGUGGACGACCUGGAGCAGUGGAUCGCAGAGAGGGAGGUGGUGGCCGGGUCCCACGAGCUGGGCCAGGACUACGAGCACGUCACGAUGCUGCGGGACAAGUUCCGGGAGUUUGCGCGGGACACCAGCGCCAUCGGGCAGGAGCGCGUGGACGGGGUGAACGCGCUGGCGGACGACCUGAUCGAGUCAGGCCACCCGGAGAACGCCAGCGUGGCGGAGUGGAAGGACGGGCUGAACGACUCCUGGGCCGACCUGCUGGAGCUGAUGGACACGCGCACGCAGAUGCUGGCCGCCUCCUACGAGCUGCACCGCUUCCACCAGGACGCGCGGGAGACGCUGGGCCGCGUGCGCGAGAAGACCGACGGGCUGCCCGCCGACCUGGGCCGCGACCUCAACUCCGUGCAGCACCUGCACCGCCAGCACACCGCCUACGAGCACGACAUCCAGGCCCUCAGCGGGCAGGUGCGGCAGGUGCAGGAGGACGCGGCGCGGCUGCAGAAGGCCUACGCCGGGGAGAAGGCCGAUGACAUCCAGAAGCACGAGCGCGCCGUGGUGGAGGCCUGGGAGGCCCUGCUGGCCGCCGGACAGUCUCGCCGGCUCCUCCUGCUGGACACCGUGGAGAAGUUCCGCUUCUUCAACAUGGUGCGCGACCUCAUGCUGUGGAUGGACGGGGUCAACCUGCAGAUCGACGCCCACGACAGCCCCAGGGACGUGUCGUCGGCCGGACUGGUCAUCGCCAACCACCAGGACAUAAAGUCCGAGAUCGAGGCCCGAGACGACAGCUUCAGCGCCUGCAACAGCAUGGGCAACGCGCUGAUCGACAACAACCACUACGCUGCGGACGAGAUCCGGGAAAAGCUGGACCAGCUGCAGGCCAAAAGGGACGAGAUCAACAAGAAGUGGCAAGACAAGAUGGAGCACCUGCAGAUCUUGCUGGAGGUGCUGCAGUUCGGGCGGGACGCCUCCCUGGCCGAGUCCUGGCUGGCGGGGCACGAGCCGCUGGUGCGGGCGGCGGAGCUGGGCGCCAACGUGGACGAGGUGGAGAACCUGAUCAAGCGGCACGAGGCCUUCGAGAAGAUCGCGGCCAGCUGGGACGAGCGCUUCUCCCUGCUGGAGAAACUGACCACGCUGGAGGAGCAGGAGCUCCAGAGGCAGAGGGAGGAAGAGGAGAAGGCGCGGAGGCCCCCCACACCCCCGCCGGCUGAGGAGGUGGUACAGUCCGAAGCAGAGAGCCUGGCACACGAGUCUGCAGCCAGAACCAGUUUGGACCAGACCACGCUGAACCAGUCUGUGUCCGUGAACGGCGUCCACAGCGAUCAGGACACCUCGCAGGGAUCCGAACCUGAGUCCGUCAAUGGUCCCGCCGUGGAAGGUGCGCCCGCCGGGGACGCCCAGACGCCGGCGUCGCGCCCGGACCCCUCCGCCACGCUGCCCAUCAAGGGCAGCCCCGAGAUGCCAGUGCCCGCGGCCAUCGAGGGCCUGCUCUGCCGCAAGCAGGAGAUGGAGGCUCAUGGCAAGAAGGCAGCCAGCAGGUCCUGGCAGAACGUGUACUGCGUCGUUCGCAAGGGAAGCCUGGGCUUCUACAAGGACAGCAAGAGCGCGAUCAGCGGCAUCCCCUACCACGGCGAGGUGCCCAUCGGCCUGGCCGACGCCACCUGCGAGGUCGCCAACGACUACAAGAAGAGGAAACACGUCUUCAAGCUCCAGCUGAACGAUGGGAAGGAGUACCUCUUCCAAGCGAAAGAUGAGGCUGAAAUGAGCUCCUGGAUCCAGGCCGUCACCUCGUCCAUCCAGACGGGGGAGGGCGGAGCCGGGAACCAUUCCCCCAUGGGCCCCAAAGUCCUGAGCCGGGCCAUGACCAUGCCCCCCAUCUCCCCCAACUCCGGGGAGGCCGGGGGGGUGACCAUGCGCAGUAAAGAGGGCAAGGAGGGCAAGGACCGCGAGAAGCGCUUCAGCUUCUUCGGCAAGAAGAAAUAGCCGAGGAGCGCGUUAGCGCUAAAAAAGCUAGCCGACGGACCGAAUCGGGCAGAAAGGAAAAGCAAACGCUCGUCGCAUUAGAACAUCGUCUCUCGAACUUGAUUGUGAGCCGUCUCUCCCGCUCAUCCUCCAGCUCGCCCGAAGGCCUCCUCCUCACUCCAUCCAGGCCUGACUAAUCAUCAACGCAUUCUUCCUUCUUUCGUUUUUUUUUGUUUGUUUGUCUGCCGUCGAUUAGCCGGAUCUGAUUGGCCGAGCUGCCGAUGAUGUAUUGAUGAACUGAAACAAACGGAAAGCGAGGAACAGCUGAGCGAGAGAGCUCCAGUCCAGCAGCAAUUAGGAAACUGGGCGACAUUUUGGAUCUCUGCUUUCAGGGCCGAGAGCCAGCAGAGCAAGUCCACUUCUGAUCCAUUCCGUGUUUCUUCUGCUCCUAAGUACAGAUUCUUAAGAAACCUGCUCAAACAGUGAGCAGCUAGAGGAACAAGCGCCCGUUCCAAAAGGCGUCGUUCCACUCUAAGGGUGUGCAGAACACCUUAAAUAAAACGGUUCAGAGGAUGAGAUCAGUCUUACGUUCAUUUCUCCUCUCAUUCAUCUCAGUUUUAUGUGAAAUUGCUUGAAGGACCUUAAUUUUAAUCCUUUAUUGCUGUUGUUGGUAUUAUUUACUUUACUUGCCAUUUAAUUUUUUUUCUAAAGAUUUUCAAGAAUGUGUAUGUAUACAUAUCUUUGUUACAAAGGAAAGAUAAACAUAAAAAACAACUUGGUAAAACUGUUCUUAUGGGACCAUGUUGGUCAUUGAAAUCUUGUUUUUGUUUGGGGUUUUUGUUUGUUUCUUUUUCAAAAUACCCACUCUCAAAUUAUUUUUUUAAGAACAGACUACAUUUGAGGAUCUACAGAAAGUUUGCCAAAAGAGAAAUUAUUUAGUUGGAAAAAUUAUAUAUACAUUUUUUUUUAAUCUUGAAUCGUAUUUUAUUUUAUUGUUUGGGAUUAAUUUUGUUUUUCUUUUUCCUAAAUGAAAUUCUUCCAGUUUGACUGAGCUUGAGCGUUUGAAGUGGUGCAUUUUGAAACUAUCAUUUUCGGCAACUUUGGAUGCCAGUUCUUCCUAUUCCACGAGGACAAAGGGUGGUGGUUUGGCUAGCUUUGAAGAAGGUUUGGUUUGCGUCUGUAGAGUUUUGAGUUAAACUUCCCUCCUAGAUUUCCUUCAGGCUAAUUUCUGUUUCUUUCUCUCUUUCUGUGCUAAAUCUGUUUCUUUCUCUCUAAAGCGUGGCAUUUUUCUUACAGGCUUUGCCAGGGUUUAUAACUGUCAAAAUCAAAAAUGAAAUAAAAGAAUGAAAAAGACAAAAGUGUGAUGAGAGUGGGAUGGAAAGGGAAGGAUGGAUGGAGGUUUUUUGUUUGGGAGGGUGCAGUUUCAGUUUGCGUAUGCAAAGCUGUUCAGGAUGAUAGGGAUAAUGAUUGGACCCCUAAUUUGGAAAGAUUAACGAUUUGGUAAUGGAUUUGCUCAUAGCUUUGUCCACAAUGUAUUUAUAAAUACAUUGAGUAAAUAUUUUAUUAUGUAUUUAACUCCCAUAUCUGCGAUAUUUGUCCCUAUCCUUUGCUUAUAAUUUUCUCACCGUGGACCAAAUUGGGAACAAAAUUAAUCUUGAAGAUUUCUAAAUUCAGAAAUUCUGAUGUUUUGCUGUUAUUGUGUAGCGUGGGAUUGCUUGGGGUCAUGCAGAGGUCAUUACUGUGUUGUUAGUGCAGUGAACUCGAUAAGCACAUAAGGUUACAGUGUACUGUAGGGGUGUGAUGCCAGCAGACUGGCUUCUGGAGAGCAGAAGCGAUGGCUGAUCCAUGGUAGCGUGGAGAUUGUGAGCUUGGCCGUCUCUAGUUCAGAUCUUCAGUGCUUAGCGAUGCCCAAGAUGUUCAUAAAUAAUCUGCGAGUGACGCUUGAUACUGUGAAACCACUCGUUUUAACCUCUUUCCGUUGCCUGGAACACGUAGCGCCUGAGGGGAGAGGUGGUAUCACAAAUGUAAAUGUUAGAAAGUGAAGAUUACCUUCGUCAGAGGAAAAUGAAUUAAAGGAAAGCGGAUGUUUUUUCAGUGAAACAAUGGGAAUAAGGUCCCUUGGAUGUAACUGGCCUCUCUAGUAUCCAAAUGAGUGGCCUUCACUUCAGUAAAUGUGCAUUUGUACGAGUGGCUCCUGAGGUAGCAACACUAGGAGGUUCGGCCUUGCAUGCUGGGAUUGCCUUCUCUCCUACAUCUCUCUAUUGUGAUGUCAUCUGUGUGGUAUCCAAUUAGAAUACGCCUGUCACUGUUGAAUGGAAGUUGUCAGACCCAGUCCUGUGGAUGGCUUGUUCAGCAGCAGGAGCCCUAUUUCUCCCGCAUACCCCUGCAGGGAAUGUUAGCGGUUGAGCUCUCCUGUUAAACCAUAGACUCAUAGUCUGGCCUCUUUGAGCUCUCCUGUUAAACCGUAGACUCAUAGUCUGGCCUCUUUUGCCUUUUCCCGUUGAGGCAAGCCACUUGACCAAGGCUAGAAGAAAUGUGUGACCGUAGUGACGAUCACCAGGCAGCAAGUUACCAAAGGAACACGAAAAUAGAUAAUUAUCCAUUUUGAGCUGGUGAAGUUAAAAGCAGUCAUUGUACUUUGAGUGGACUGGCUCGUGACACUCAAGCAAUACACCAUAAAGCAGGUGAAGACGUUGGGUCCUUCUUGAAGACAAAGCCAGAUGAAAUCUAAGGCUUGCGUUCUCCCAUCCAGUAUUAUCCUGUAUUUGGUGACCCCAACAGCCCCUCACUCCAUAUCACAUGAUGUUGUUUUUGAAAAAUAUAAGUUCCUUUAUUGACUGAUUCUCAUUCCAAGCUAUUAAUUCCACUACUAUGGGUUAUUAUUACAAUAAUUAUUACUACUACUACUACUACUACUACUACUUCAAACUACUACUACAAGUUACUACUGUUACUUAUUACUGCAGUUAUUACUACUGUUCAUUUUCAGGUAUGUGUCUGUAAUGCCAGACUUUUCCACAAUGUUAGCGUGAUGUGGAGCAUUUUCAUUACAGAUAGAAUAACAUUUGUUGACUUGUGUAUCUAUAUGAAAUGCUAAAAAAAACGAAAAAAAAAAACAAUAAAAUAUAA